AAAAUUCUCAAGGAUAUUUUCUGUGAAAAAGGCACACCCCCGUCAAUUACCGUCGGCGUGAAAUUGACCGCUUAAACACUUGGACAUGUUUCCCACGAAAACAUCUACAAUUACGAAUAUUCGAUCUCAUAUUCGUAUUUUUCCCCUUUUGCAUCAAACACGACCUGAAUUUACCUUGCAUUUAUCCUCUGAAGGAAACUUACGCUAAAAUAUGCACCGAAAGAAAGAAAUAGUGACCGAUCGAUUAAUCGUCACAAGGGAAUAGACAGAAGGGGGUAGACAGACCUUCGUCCUUCUCUUUGCGGUCAAACGUAUGUCGACACUCGUAAAGAAAUGGUCUGCUUAAGAACUCGAUAUUUUAGAGUGAAUCGUCUUCUUCUACUCAUGGUUGGCCUAUGGCCUUACAAACAAUCCAAGAUCACUCGACUGCAACUGAUCUUGUUCCAAAGUAUUCUAUUAAGUUUGGUUCUAUUUCAGCUUUCAUCAUUUCUGACUUCGAAAUGUACUGCACAGUUCGCUAUAGAAGUUUUCUCUGGCGUAUUUCCUAUCAUAGGCUUCAUGAUAAAAUAUAACAUGUAUAGUCUAAACUUCAAUUAUGUAAAAUAUUUAUUAGAACUAAUUCAAUAUACCUGCGACGAGCUAAAAGACAAGAGCGAAGUAGCUAUCUUGGAGGAAUACGGGAAAACCGGAAAGCGUUACAUCAAUGUCCUUGCACCGAUCGGCAUUAUCGGCCUUCUGAUUUUCUUGUCUUACCCAUUUUUGAUGAUAAUUCUUGACAUCAUAUCGCCCACAAACAAACCUGGAUCGCUUACGCAAUUACAGUUUGUAACAGAAUACUUCGUCGAUCGAGAAAAAUAUUUCUACUUGAUUCUAUUGCACACAAACAUAGCAUAUUGUAUAGGAUAUUCAGCCUUAUUAGCAGUAGGAACAAUGAAUUUAACGUACUUCCAAUUAAUUUGCGGAAUGUUCAAGAUCUCCAGUUACCGAGUGAAGAAAGCUAUGAUGAUCUAUACAUUGGAAAUCAGCAAUACGCGAAAUCAACAAUUAGUUCAACAAAAUAUUUCUUAUGGCGUUGAUAUGCAUCGCAAAGCUAUGUGGAUUAUAAAUGUCUAUACUUCCAAAAUGGAGAUAUUCUAUUUUUUUUUAAUAAUAUCCGGAAUAGCUUCCUGCAGCCUCAAUCUUUUUCGAAUUUUCCAACUACUGUCGUCUGACAUUAAUAUAGUAAAAUUAACAUUUCCAUGUAUCACAUUGAUAGUCUUUUACAUAUAUACAAUUAUAGCCAUGAAUUGCGCGCAACAAAUUACAGAUCACAACGACGACAUGUUCGCUACUGCAUAUAACGUCAAGUGGUACAUGGCUCCGUUAAAUAUACAGAAAACCAUUUUAUUCAUGUUACAAAAGGGCACUAAACCUUUCCACGUGAAUCUCGGUGGAAUAUUCAUCGCAUCUUUAGAGAAUUGCACUAAGUUAAUGAGCAUUUCGAUGUCUUACUUCACCGUCCUUUGUUCCAUGUGAUAAAAAUAAUUUUAAUUCUCAAAUGAUGUAUUUAAUUUCAAGAUUAACUUAGGAUAGUCACUCUUCUUAAUUGUGUCAGUUAUGCAAAAUUAAGAAAUCUACGAGAUUAAUUCGCACAGUUUUGUGCGAAUUACAGAAAUAAGAAUUAAUAAUAUAUCAAAUUAUAUUCAAUGUAAAUUUAUACACAUGUGAAUGUGAAUGUGAAUAUAAAUGUAAUUUUGAUGAAAUGUUAUUGUAAGAGGAGUGAAUUGUAGGAAGUUGUAUUGAACAACACAUAAAAGAAUCUUGUUCAACAAAUCUCCAAAUUUAAAAAAAUAAGCUAGACUUAGCUUAUUGUAAUAGUUGAUGCAAGCUGUUAAGAACCAAUUGUAAUAAUCACUUAUGGAUAUUAAAACGCUCGAAUGUC
Molecule: messenger RNA, 1921 nt
Organism: Harpegnathos saltator (Jerdon's jumping ant)
Lineage: Eukaryota; Metazoa; Arthropoda; Insecta; Hymenoptera; Formicidae
Product: odorant receptor 49b-like
Exons: 9
Coding region: 334-1515 (393 amino acids)
Biological process (GO): detection of chemical stimulus involved in sensory perception of smell; sensory perception of smell
Cellular component (GO): plasma membrane
Molecular function (GO): olfactory receptor activity; odorant binding
Source: RefSeq, a predicted model, not a curated record